GACGAACAAUGUUGCAGCGAAUACAACCACGACCCCACUAACAACAUUGACGCCAUUGUACACCACUACUCCGAACACCACCUUCACUUCGACCCCACUGACAACGACAACACCUUUGUACACCACCACGCCCAAUACAACCGCUACUUCUGUCCCGUAAGCAUCCCUUCUCUCCCACCCCCGAAGCACGCUCUAGGACACCCGCUGACCCUCCCUGACAACAGCCUGACCACCAGCACCCCACUAACAACCACGACACGAACUACGACAGUCACCACCACCGUCUACGUACCAGGUGUCGUCCUCGCCAGUCCAACAGCCAUCACAGGUGUUACCUCUGCCAGGCUCGCCGUGUCAGACUACGACGACCAGUAUUUCGCCAUCUCGCUUCCAUUCUCCCUCUCCCUCUUCGGCGUCACGAGCAGCACAGUCUAUAUGGGCGUCAACGGUUGGCUCAGCGUCACCCAACCCAACUACGCCAGUAACUCGGCCUAUUAUUAUCGUGCUGGCUCCUGCUCGCUCACACUACCUGGCAGCGACAACAACGGCUGCUACCUCCCGGAUACCCUCUGGGCGCCCUUGUGGCAGGACCUCUACAUCUACAAGGGCACCCCCCAGGGACUGUACUAUCAGAUCACCGGAUCUACCGUCGGCAGCAGGAACGUCAGCUUCGAGUGGUACACCAGCCAAUUCUCAGCCCCAACGCAGUAUUACCAUUUCAUCGCGACGUUUCAGGAAGCUGUGCCCGGGCAGGCCGUGUUCGACUACUAUCAAGUGAGCAACAACGGCGCGGCGUACCAGGUGCAAACAAGCAAUGGGCAGACGUUCGGGUCUCAAGUCGGUGUGCAGAAAUACUCGACGGGCCAGUCGGCUGUGUAUUCGAACAACCAGCCGAAUGUGCUGCCGGGGUUGGAGUUGGUCUUCACGCCUCCGUCGACGUUCACGGUCGGAGCGGCGAAUUGCGUCAAGUUGUCUUAACUGCGAGAAGGGCUUUUGGGUCUUAUGAGUGA
Messenger RNA from Baudoinia panamericana UAMH 10762, 1010 nucleotides. RefSeq lists its product as uncharacterized. The record is from RefSeq and is a predicted model, not a curated record. The coding region runs from base 436 to 978 and encodes 180 amino acids. Lineage: Eukaryota; Fungi; Ascomycota; Dothideomycetes; Mycosphaerellales; Teratosphaeriaceae. The transcript has a single exon.